CCCGGCCGCCAGGGGGCCACAGCGUCUACACUUCUUAACGCGCCGCUUCUUCUCUCCAUCACAACAUCUCAGCUCUAAUGUCACCAGAAGCAUGUCUGGCUCAAGGUUACCUGCUGUCACAUUGACUCUAAAACAGUUCCUCCAGAGGCAGCGGGUCCUGGGUCUGUACCGGAGCCUGCUGAGGACCAUCCGGGAGGUCCCGGACCCGGCGGACCGGAGCUACCUACGGUCCUGGGCCCGGGACGAGUUCCAGAGGAACAAGACCGCCACCAACCCGGACGCCAUCCGGAUGAUGGUCAUGCAGGCCAGCGACCACCUGGGAGAGCUCCAGACCUCUCUGGCGCUAGCCAGGAGCUAGCAGGCCGCCGCGAGCCGCUAACAUCCUGUUGGCUUCAGGUCCAGAUCACCGGGGGGGGGGGGUCUGGUGAUGGGGACCCCAGGUGAUGUUGUGGCUUUACUGGGCCUGCUGGACACAAACUUGAUGGGAGAACUGGGACAUGACAUCCAUGGGGGGGGGAAUCAUUCAGAGUGAGAAUGGAGGAAGAGACGGACCAGAGAAACUCUUGAGGAGCUAAUGGCAGCCAAACAGAACACGAUGAACCAGACAGUCUUCUCCUCCAGAUGAAGACCGGCCCACCAGAUCUCCAAGGGGGUUCGGAGCUUCUUUUUGUGAAAGUGAAACUAAGUUUUCCCAUCUGUCCGGGGGACCCCCCCAGGGAGCACUUAGGGGGCCGGUUUGGGUCCCAGGUCCACAGUUUGGAACCGGUGGGAUUAUUCAGAUCUCUGAAGAGGAGCUCCAGGAGAACUGGGCUGAACCGUGAGCCGUCCGACUGAAUCAGAUCUGUGACUUCAGCCUUGACUUCUGAAUGUUUGAUGUUGAUAAAAAAGAAACCAGAAAGGCAGGACUGUUGAGUUCAUUUUCUCACAAAGUACACAGACUGAAUUCACACACAUUAUGUACAGCAGAGUAUUGAUAGAAACAACAGUUAAGGAUACGCAGAAAUUUACAAGAAUGGAGAUACACAUUUAAUGGGCUCUUCUUUUGGACUUCUGAUUCUCUGGUGUUAGGAGGAGUUUGGAGUUGGUCUUGGAAUGUGUGCGUGUGUGAGAGACUUCUUCGUAAUUUAAUUAUAAGGCAAAGAAGUGUAAAGAGAAAGAGAAUUGGUCACCGUUAAGUUAAUUACAGGCGGACAUUCCUUGCAGUUUAGUUUUUUUAUCAUCGUCGUACAUCUUACUGUUGGAGAGACAGUGGAGGAAAGCGUUUCCCAGGCUUCUCUCUUUUCAUGGUGUAGUCAACAUCACUGACGGGUUAAUCUUACUUUCUUAAACCACUACUAACCACUGUGUAAACAUGUUAUCACGCUUUCAUUAUCGGCAAUGUGUUAAUGUAUGAUCAAAUAAAACUUAAUUUAAAUCCUCA
Messenger RNA from Gadus morhua (Atlantic cod), 1420 nucleotides. RefSeq names its product LYR motif containing 2 (gene lyrm2). The transcript has 3 exons. Lineage: Eukaryota; Metazoa; Chordata; Actinopteri; Gadiformes; Gadidae. Gene Ontology annotation, cellular component: mitochondrion. Bases 92 to 358 code for a protein of 88 amino acids. The record is from RefSeq and is a predicted model, not a curated record.